Molecule: messenger RNA, 5471 nt
Organism: Cylicocyclus nassatus
Lineage: Eukaryota; Metazoa; Nematoda; Chromadorea; Rhabditida; Strongylidae
Source: the annotation of a GenBank genome assembly
GAUUUAUGUGAUACGAGUCUAUCCGGUGCCUUGCCCCUUUGCCUCCCAGUGCCUUCUACUACAAUCAUACGCGUUCAUAUGUAUUGCUGAUUUUUGUACACAUAUUAUUUGUUGCCUAUGAUUCCGAUGAGUCCACAUUCCAAUUGCGAUGCUUCUUCAAUAGCCGGCAGUCGGUUCUCAGCGAGCCAAAAUGCAUGGGCAAGCAUUUUCGUGGAGAGAAUUUAUCAGUUGUGUGGCACAGUACACCCUGGUAUGGCCAUCGACCACGAUGCUGUGCUCCAUAUCAAAGACCUUAUCAACCAAAUUGUCAAUGAAAUUCUCGACCAGAAAUCGGUUACGGUAGUUGAGAUGGACAAAGCUGCUAGGAAACUAUUUCCUGUUUCAUGUCAUUGGAUUACAAAGGAUGCUUGGGAUGCCAUGUAUAAUCACACGAUUAGCAGCAGAAAAUUCCAUGCUGGAAAAUUUGGAGCAUCUCGUUUGCCUCACGAGUUACACCACAAAAUGGCUGGCAUAAUAAAAGAUAAUCUUGGAAGAGAAAAGGAUAAGAAAGAUCGAGAAAAAGACAAGGAAAUCGACAAGAUGUCGCACUAUCUUAUUGCUAUCUGUGAAGGAAUCUCCGAGGAUAUCAUGAAAUGGACAGGAAAUUAUGUGAAAAAUAUCAAAAACUCGGAUUUGAAGAUAAACUUGGCGAAUCUGAAGAUUGCAUUAAGCGCGGAUAAAGCGCUCAUGCAGUUGUCAAAUUCGCUAAGAAAUGAUGACGAUGAUCAGUCGCCCGGAGGAUUCUUGUCAAAUUUUUAUGAGUUUGAUUUGGAUGAAUCUGACGAAGAAGUAGAGCAGAAUACUACUUAUGAGUCGAUUGCUAGUGAUUUCCUCAAAGAAGAAAGAUUGUAUCUUCGGGAAUUGAAUCAGGUCAAUGUAUUCAGACGCAGACUGGAAGCUGUCCUGCAGGAUGAAGAUAAGAUCUACCUUCGGCUUCUAUUUGGCAAUCUUUCCGAAAUCCACGAGCUGACUAUGAAAAUGGAAAGGACUCUUGAAGAUUCUAUAGAAAUGAGCGAUUCGCCGUGUGUUGGCAUGGGACUAUGGGAGCUAGCUGAAGCGUACGAAUUCGAUGGAUAUGUAGCUUACAUGAACAGAGGACGCGAUGAUGAACCAGAGGAGUUGCUGACACCGGUGAUUACUAAGAUAAUCAACGAAUUAUUGGAAAACAAGAGAUAUGCAUCGUUAUUCGAGGGAGAUGACCGUUCCUAUACCGUAUCCCUGGACGGACCAACUUUUCGGCUAGCGCUCAAAUAUGUCUUGCCUACACUACUUCAUGCACCAUUGAUACAUUUCUUUCGAUAUUUAGAGUAUGUAAAUAAGCUCUUGAGGUACACGCAGAAUGAGGACGACAGGGCAGAAUUGCAGAACUCAAAAUUGUAUUUAACAACAGUGGGCAAUCAACUGGAGCAGAUGUUCGAUCAUACGGAUUUGAAAAUGAUCAAAAACCGUUCGGAGCUUUUCAACCGCUAUGACUCCCGAAUUUCGCAACUCAGUCGGAUCCAAGAGAUUCAAAGAAGUAUAGAUGGUUUCGAGGGUAAUCCUAUCGGGAAAACGUGCUCGGAACUCAUAAAACAAGGAGAUCUGCAAAUGGUACGACCGUCAUUGACCUUCUCACCCGAGAUUAUGAGGAAAGGGCGAUGGAAAACCGAGAGACAUCUUUUUCUUUUCGACCACUUGUUGGUGCUCUGCAAGAAGCAUAAACAGUACAAGUUCAAAGAGCGCAUUACGGUAAAUCUUAUGGAUAUCGUCGAUAUGGAGGAUAGCGAAGUGCUCAGGCAUUCAUUCCGAUUGGAAUCUCGGGAAAAACCGGAUUUGACUCGGUCAUUUGUUAUGAUCUGUAAAUCAGCAGAGGAAAAAAUGGAUUGGAUGUCUGCUUUGGUGACUGUGAAUACGAGAAGUUUACUCGACCGUGUCCUUGACGGCUACGAGAAAGAGGAGGCCAAACGUAUUCCUUUGGUAACACCAGGACCUGAUCAGUACAGAUUCGCUGAACCUGAUUCAGAAGAGAACAUCUCGUUUGAGGACUACACAUCGAGUAGUGGAAUUCCUGUUGUGAAGAAUGGGACUGUGUUAAAACUUGUUGAACGAUUGACCUACCAUCAAUACACCGAUAACAAAUAUGUGCAAACAUUUUUGAUUUCGUAUCGGUCAUUUUGCACUCCGAGCGAACUUCUUGAUAUGCUCAUCGAGAGAUUCAAUGUCCCAAUUCCCAACAAACUUCUGCAAAAUCAGGAAAUGAGAGGUGGGCCGCUGGCUGGUCGUUACGAUACUGUACAAUCACAUGGUCUAUCUGGUCCAAUGAUGUUUUCGCCGUAUAGUGAGCAAAGCUAUCAGCGAUUCCGCAAGGAGUAUGAACGACCAAUACAGAGAAGGGUUCUGAGUGUCUUGCACCAAUGGGUCAAAAAUCAUUGGUACGACUUCGAGAACGAUCCCACGCUACUGGAAUGCCUAGAACGUUUUCUGCAAACAUCGUGUGACCAGAAACUGACAAAUCAGCAUAAGAAGUUUUGCAAGAAUAUCAUCACUCUCAUAGAGAAGAAACAGAAACAGCAGGACUCUGAAGGCCAUGUGAAUACAGCCUUCGACUUCGAGGAAGCAAAUGCGUUUCAGCCAAAGAAGCCGGAGAUUGUCUGGCAUGCUGCCAAGCAAGGCGAUGUAGCCAACUAUGACCUUCUCACAUUACACCCUCUUGAAAUUGGCAGACAGCUUACACUACUUCACUUCGAUUUAUACCGCGCUAUCAAACCCAUCGAAUUAGUGGGAGCGGCUUGGACUAAGCACGACAAAUAUAGGAGAAGUCCACAAUUAUUGAAGCUUACUGAUCAUUCCACACUGCUCACCUAUUGGGUAUCCAGAUCUAUAGUCGAGACAGAAUCACUUGAAGAGCGGGUGGCGAUGUUUGCACGCGUCCUAGAGGUGAUGUCUGUCUUCGAAGAGCUCCACAAUUUCACGGGCCUUGUAGCAUUCCAGUCAGCACUCAAUUCCGCAUGUGUCCAUCGACUAUCCUGGUGCUGGGAGCGUUUGGAUCACGAAAAAGUAAAAACAUACGAUCGUUUUGUAAAACUUUGCGAGCCGCGAUACAUAGAGAUGCAGAAGCGAAUACAGUCGAUAAAUCCGCCUUGUGUACCGUUUUUCGGGCACUACUUAUCGAAUAUAUUCUUCUUCGAAGCAGGAAAUAGUACAUUUGUAAAAUCUCCGGGAGGAACGUCUACUGAAGUACCACGCACGUUGCAGGAUUCCUACGAUCCCCAGUCACCUCCACCAUCGAACAAAAGAGUGCUAGUGCAAUUUCUGAAGUGUCGGCGCAUAUCGGAUCUGAUUCGAGAGAUUCAAAUGUAUCAGAACCAGCCGUAUGCACUGCAAGUUGAGAAGAGUAUUCGGGAGUUCUUCGAGUCGAUCAACCCGAAGAGCGAUUUCAACAAUGACGGAGAUGCGUUAGAAACGUAUCUAUACGAAAAAUCACUUAAAGUUCAGCCUAAGGAUGCUGAUAAGAUUCCUGAUGUGAAGCCGAAACGAGCACUACAUGUGCUAAAAUCGCCAGGAAUUAAACCGCCGAAAACGAAUCACUACUCAGCAAGUCAUCAUCAUGCAGCUUCAAGUUAUAGUACACAAUCGUCGACGGCACCAAGUACACCACGACCAGAUGGAGAAGGACCACGACCGCCAAUUUUGACACCACCAGAUGCUGAAGAUGCGCAUUUUUCCCUGGUCGACAUAACACCCGGUCAACAUCCGAAAUUUGUCGGUGACGUACCGAGACGAACGCAUAAAAUUGGCCAACUCCAACCACCACCACUUGCCCCCCGAAAAGGACAACGUGCGGUGUCAACAGCACCAUCGUCAGCGCUAACCUCACCUGCACCAUCUACAGCUCCACCUUUGUACCCACGACGAGUACCGGUAAACUCGUCCCCGUCAAGUCGAUCUCCACAAACACCUGUGAGAAUGUCAGGAGAUCACGCCCCGCAAGCAUUUGUGUUUCCAACUGUGGAUUCUCCGCCACCGCCUGCACUUCCGCCACGUCAUUCCGCAACUGGCUCGACGUCAACCACACCUGGAGCUAUGUCCAUGAGUAAUGAACAAUUGCGAGUAGUUUUGGACAGGCCAUCCAGUGAAUCCAGUUCACCGACAGUAUGUUUGUCCGUACCGUUGCCACCAGCGCUACCACCUCGACGUGGUACGGCCGCGCAACAAACACCACCGCCGUUACCGCCAAAAACGCGCAAUAUUGGCAGUCCGUCAUUACAACGUACGAGCGUGUCGCCAUUAUCUCCUGACACACCACCACCGUUGCCGCCGAAGACGUACAAAACGCGUAAGCAAAACGACAGUCCAACGAUCACUGCCACCACAUCACCAACGCAGUAAUCGAUCGGCUUGCCUGCAUCGCGCACGCACGCGCGCGACCGCCGCGCACAGCACGCGCGUCAUCGUACGCUCUGCAAGUCUGCAUCGGCAGACCGCCGUCGACGAGAAAGUUCUAUGUUUUUUUCCAUUGCCGCAGAUACUAUUGCUGCUCCUCGCACUCACUUCCAUCCGCUGGUAGUGUGUUUUCAUUGAAAAGUUGUUCGAAAUCGCGUACUGAUUGAAUUACGUUCCUAUUUCCUACUUAAGGAUUUAUGGUGCAAAUCAACUCAGCGCUCUUUUCACACAGAUCUCUCAGAUUUGUUUUUUUUUCUUCUAUAAAUUGUUCCAGAAAAUUUUAUGUGCAUAUUAUUUUUGGGGCAUUCGAAAUCAUCGCCAUACAUAUUUGUGCCAGUUUUGUAGGUGUCUAUCCUCUAUCAUUUCUCUUUAGCCGAAAUAUGAAUGUAGGAAUAUAUCUCCCCAAAUUUACAUGCUAAAAAAAUUCUUCUCUCUCCUAUAGUUUUUUCCAAGAAUCAAAAAACGUGUUAGGGCGUCUUGCGAAGUGUAAAAGUGAUACCUGUGAUAUGUUCAGUAUUCUCGCUCCAAUUGCUCUAUCUUGCUCUGUUUUUUGUUUUGCCUCAUCUGCUGCUAAUUUGUGACGAAGUAGUUUGAUUGUAGUAGUAGUGUUACUCAGCGCUGUGCGCUGUAUACUCCACUCAAUCCCUUGUAAAAUUAAUGUAAGUACGAAAAUGAUUUAUGAUCUAUACGUUGCUUUCUUCAGUUUCUAUCCUCUAUUCUUCAUAAAUUCCCGAAGUAGUGUGUAAAUUUUCGUUAUUUGUUAUUGCCGCUAUUUUUCAAACUCUUUACUCUUUAUCUACUUAGCUAAUGCAUGCAUAAUUUUUCAUUUGUUAAUUAAUCUUUGCAUUUGAAUGAAGAAUUGAAUAUAUUGUGUCAAUUUCUUUCUGCCCAGGUUUUCGCUUAGUUGAACUUGAAAGGACUAACAGGUACAGUUGGUCCUGAAACGAAACGAGUACUGUGAAUACAGAUUUAUGAUUUGUCUCCAGUAAAUCGAGUAGCAGCUGAUUUUU